Messenger RNA from Necator americanus (New World hookworm), 2442 nucleotides. RefSeq lists its product as uncharacterized. Bases 1 to 2442 code for a protein of 813 amino acids. The transcript has 4 exons. Gene Ontology annotation, molecular function: microtubule binding. The record is from RefSeq and is a predicted model, not a curated record. Gene Ontology annotation, cellular component: cytoskeleton; centriole; sperm flagellum. Lineage: Eukaryota; Metazoa; Nematoda; Chromadorea; Rhabditida; Ancylostomatidae.
AUGAACCAGCAGGAGUCGUACAGUAAAGGAGCGUUACGACACCAAGCGUCCGAAGGAUUCGAAAUCCUCAAGGAUGGCUCGUUCAUGGACAAGACGAUGAACCAGCAGGAGUACGUGACAGUCAAAGGGUACAGACAUAACCAGCAAGAAUUUGUAACUGUGAAGGGAGAGCGUUACGACACCAAGCGUCCGAAGGAUUCCGAAAUCCUCAAAGGCGAUGGCUCGUUCAUGGACAAGACGAUGAACCAGCAGGAGUACGUGACAGUCAAAGGCGAGCGUUACGACACCAAGCGUCCGAAGGAUUCCGAAAUCCUCAAAGGCGAUGGCUCGUUCAUGGACAAGACGAUGAACCAGCAGGAGUACGUGACAGUCAAAGGCGAGCGUUACGACACCAAGCGUCCGAAGGAUUCUGAAAUCCUCAAAGGCGAUGGCUCGUUCAUGGACAAGACGAUGAACCAGCAGGAGUACGUGACAGUCAAAGUGAAAGGAGAGCGUUACGACACCAAGCGUCCGAAGGAUUCCGAAAUCCUCAAAGGCGAUGGCUCGUUCAUGGACAAGACGAUGAACCAGCAGGAGUACGUGACAGUCAAAGGCGAGCGUUACGACACCAAGCGUCCGAAGGAUUCUGAAAUCCUCAAAGGCGAUGGCUCGUUCAUGGACAAGACGAUGAACCAGCAGGAGUACGUGACAGUCAAAGGCGAGCGUUACGACACCAAGCGUCCGAAGGAUUCCGAAAUCCUCAAAGGCGAUGGCUCGUUCAUGGACAAGACGAUGAACCAGCAGGAGUACGUGACAGUCAAAGGCGAGCGUUACGACACCAAGCGUCCGAAGGAUUCUGAAAUCCUCAAAGGCGAUGGCUCGUUCAUGGACAAGACGAUGAACCAGCAGGAGUACGUGACAGUCAAAGGCGAGCGUUACGACACCAAGCGUCCGAAGGAUUCUGAAAUCCUCAAAGGCGAUGGCUCGUUCAUGGACAAGACGAUGAACCAGCAGGAGUACGUGACAGUCAAAGGCGAGCGCUACGACACCAAGCGUCCGAAGGAUUCGGAAAUCCUCAAAGGCGAUGGGUCGUUCAUGGACAAGACAAUAAACCAGCAAGAAUUUGUAACUGUGAAGGGAGAGCGUUACGACACCAAGCGUCCGAAGGAUUCCGAAAUCCUCAAAGGCGAUGGCUCGUUCAUGGACAAGACGAUGAACCACAGAGACGGGGAGACUGACAGCAAAGGCGAGCGUUACGACACCAAGCGUCCGAAGGAUUCUGAAAUCCUCAAAGGCGAUGGCUCGUUCAUGGACAAGACGAUGAACCAGCAGGAGUACGUGACAGUCAAAGGUGAGCGCUACGACACCAAGCGUCCGAAAGAUUCGGAGAUCUUCGCAGGUGACGGGUCCUUCACCGACAAGACAAUAAAUCAGCAAGAAUUUGUAACUGUGAAGGGAGAGCGUUACGACACCAAGCGUCCGAAGGAUUCCGAAAUCCUCAAAGGCGAUGGCUCGUUCAUGGACAAGACGAUGAACCAGCAGGAGUACGUGACAGUCAAAGGCGAGCGUUACGACACCAAGCGUCCGAAAGAUUCGGAGAUCUUCGCAGGUGACGGGUCCUUCACCGACAAGACAAUAAAUCAGCAAGAAUUUGUAACUGUGAAGGGAGAGCGUUACGACACCAAGCGUCCGAAGGAUUCCGAAAUCCUCAAAGGCGAUGGCUCGUUCAUGGACAAGACGAUGAACCAGCAGGAGUACGUUACAGUCAAAGGCGAGCGUUACGACACCAAGCGUCCGAAGGAUUCCGAAAUCCUCAAAGGCGAUGGCUCGUUCAUGGACAAGACGAUGAACCAGCAGGAGGCGAGCUCGUUCAUGGACAAGACGAUAAACCAGCAAGAAUUUGUAACUGUGAAGGGAGCGUUACGACACCAAGCGUCCGAAGGAUUCCGAAAUCCUCAAAGGCGAUGGCUCGUUCAUGGACAAGACGAUGAACCAGCAGGAGUACGUGACAGUCAAAGGCGAGCGUUACGACACCAAGCGUCCGAAGGAUUCCGAAAUCCUCAAAGGCGAUGGCUCGUUCAUGGACAAGACGAUGAACCAGCAGGAGUACGUGACAGUCAAAGGCGAGCGUUACGACACCAAGCGUCCGAAGGAUUCCGAAAUCCUCAAAGGCGAUGGCUCGUUCAUGGACAAGACGAUGAACCAGCAGGAGUACGUGACAGUGAAAGGCGAGCGUUACGACACCAAGCGUCCGAAGGAUUCCGAAAUCCUCAAAGGCGAUGGCUCGUUCAUGGACAAGACGAUGAACCAGCAGGAGUACGUGACAGUCAAAGGGCUACGACCAAGAAGGAUUCGAAAUCCUCAAAGGCGAGGCUCGUUCAUGGACAAGACGAUGAACCAGCAGGAGAUGACAGUCAAAGGCGAGCGUUACGACACCAAGCGUCCGAAGGAUUCGAAAUCUAA